Raphanus sativus (radish) is the source of this 1661-nucleotide messenger RNA. Its product is annotated as probable inactive patatin-like protein 9. Gene Ontology annotation, biological process: lipid metabolic process. The transcript is spliced from 2 exons. NCBI's taxonomy places the organism in Eukaryota, Viridiplantae, Streptophyta, Magnoliopsida, Brassicales, Brassicaceae. Bases 335 to 1504 code for a protein of 389 amino acids. The record is from RefSeq and is a predicted model, not a curated record.
AAAUAAGGAGGGGAGAAAGAAACGAACGCCAGCACCGUCAGUGGGAGUAUAUAAACAACCACCACCCACUCAGCAGAAUUAUCUCUGAAUCACUAAAUAUAAACCCUCUCUUCUUCCUAAUUUUCUCUUUCAAAAUCCACUCUAGACGAGUGAAAAGAGAACACAGUCACUAAGAGAGAGUGUGAGCGAGCGCGCGCAUUAAUGCCUCCUUGCAAUAAAGCGUGAUAGAAAGAGAGUGAUAGUAAGAGUCAUAACUCAUAACUCUUAAUUUCUUCCUCAUAAUCGAACUUGUGUGUUUUGUUUUGUUUUGUUCGUCUGCAAGUAUUUCACAGAGAUGGAUCUCAGCAAGGUCACUCUCGACAUUUUCACUAAGCUUGAACAGAAAUGGCUCUCCCCCAGGAAGACCCGCGUUCUCAGCAUCGACGGCGGCGGUACCACUGCCAUCGUCGCCGGAGCUUAUAUCGUUCACCUCGAAGACCAGAUCCGCCUCCAGACCGGCGAUCCUCACGCUCAGAUCUCCGAUUUCUUCGACAUUGUCGCCGGAACCGGAAUCGGAGGCAUACUCGCCGCCCUUCUCCUCGCCGACGACGGCUCCGGGAGGCCGAUGUUCACCGCCAGAGACGCCGUUAGCUUCAUCUCCGAAAAGAACUCCGAGCUCUUCGAGAUCAGGCGCGCCGGAGUCUUCAGGAGAAACGGGACGAGAUACUCCGCCGGCAGCAUGGAGAGGGCUCUGGAGGCGGCGUUUCGGAGGAGGGGUAAGGUGCUGACUAUGAAGGACACGUGUAAGCCUCUCCUCGUCCCUUGCUACGACCUCAGAUCCUCCGCGCCUUUCGUUUUCUCCCGCGCCGGCGCCUCGGAGUCUCCCAGCUUCGACUUCGAGCUCUGGAAAGUCUGCCGCGCCACGUCGGCGACUCCUGGCCUGUUCAAGCCCGUCGACGUGGUGUCGGUGGACGGAAAGACCUCUUGCUUGGCGGUGGACGGCGGUUUGGUGAUGAACAACCCGAGCGCGGCUGCCGUCACGCAUGUGCUGCACAACAAACGGGAUUUUCCGUCGGUUAACGGCGUCGAUGACUUGCUCGUGCUGUCGUUAGGAAACGGUUCGUCCUCCUCCUCCUCCUCUCCGGGAAAGAAACAACUCAGGCGUAACGGAGACUGUUCCACGUCAUGCGUCGUGGACAUUGUGCUCGACGGGGUUUCCGAUACCGUCGACCAGAUGCUAGGGAACGCUUUUUGUUGGAACCGUACGGACUACGUUAGAAUCCAGAUGAGCGGUUUAACGAGGGGCGGAGAGGGGAGUGUGGGGCCGAGAAAAACGGCGGAGGAGUUGUUGAAAGAGAGAGGUGUCGAAACGGCACCGUUCGGAGGGAAACGGUUACUAUCGGAAACAAACGGAGAAAGAAUCGAGAGUUUUGUGCAACGUCUUGUUGCCUCAGGGAAGUCUACAAGUCUCCCUCCUAGUCCCUGCAAGGAAUCUGCCGUUAAUCCUCUCGCUGACGGCCGUUAAGUUCUUUCCGUCUGUUUUCUUUUCUUUUAUUUAUUUCUCAAAGUAACCAUCUACCCGUAAUAUAAGUUUGUACCAAGUCCUAAGGUUAAUUUUAUCAACCCCCCCAUCCUUCCUUCAUGUCCCCGAGAGUUUAAUUACUGUAGUAGGUUUUUAAUGA